AUUGACGUUCCUUCGCUCCUUUAUUUCAAUAGUCUCUCCUUCUUAGAUAAGGUAGUUUUACCCUUGACCUUCACUAAUGGCUCACAUUGAGGAAGACCGCCUCGACCAUCUGAGGACUGAGGUCGAGAACAUCUCCCGCACUUUGGGAGCUCAACAUGGCGUGGGAAGUACGAGAGAUGAGCUUCUCCACAGCGCCAGACGCAUCGUUGCCUUUAUCGAUUCUAUGCACAUAUCUCAGGAACCUCGGAUAGAACGAAAACAGCUCGAACUCAUUGAGGCACUGCAAAAUCUCGCAUACUACGAUGCAGACUCAGGCGGCGUGAAAGAUCUUGCUGAGUGGUGCAUGCAAAAGUGGCUAACUGUUCUUGAGGAAGAUCCUGAGAACUGGCAGGCCCUGAAAGGUCUUGGCCACGCAUGGCUGUUUAAAUCACAAGUGUCACUCGCAAAGAUCCACGGCAAGGAAGAAAGCGCCGUUUCUACUAUGGAACUGCCAAGGCCCUCUUCUGGAGAGCACCAUAGUAAAAUGGACGACGAGAAUGUUUUGCAUGGUGCCGACUAUGUGGAAGCUCGCGGUACCUUGCAGCCAUCAACAGAGUAUUUCUCUCGCGCCGUCAGGGCUGCCGAGAAGAAGCACGAGUUGACAGGAGAGCUCCUGGUUCUGGCUGCAGAAUCGUUUAUGAGUCUCGGGAAUGUCUCGUAUCCUGAUACGAGCAUGCAAUAUUUCACUCAAGCGGUCGAGUAUCUUCGAAUGGCUGAAGCUAUUCCCGGAUACAGUCUGCCUGCGCAUCUAUCUCAAUAUCUUCAGGAGUAUGGACGAUUAAUACCUUGACGUUCUCGGCAAUCAGUCAAGUCAAUGAUGCAACGGCCACUUAUAGACAAUUUCUGGGAAGCAGCUCAGUCUCUGCUCUCCCACGACCAUUUUUUUCGCGAAAAGCAAAAAGAAAAGAAAAGGGAAAUUAGAAGGAGGCAGGUGUUUUGAUUGAAUUCAUUCUCUCGUUUACAGGCAGCGCCUGCAGAUUGGCUUUUUUUGAUACUAGAAUUCUCAACUUUCCCCAAACUAUCAUUCAUUUCGGGGAAUAUGAGGCAUUGGCCUCAAGAGCAAUUAUACAAUAGCACCAUGUGGCUGCGAAGUUCUUCAGCCAGAACUCUCUGUUUAUGAGACCUCCUAUCGGAGGAAGAAGAGUACACCCGCAAGUAAUGAAAGUUAUUUCAAUGAAAGAGCCGAAUUUCUGGCCAUUGCCACUGCCUACUGUACGGGCGUUUACCGGCAAAAACAGACGAAAGGAG
Paecilomyces variotii is the source of this 1287-nucleotide messenger RNA. RefSeq lists its product as hypothetical. The transcript is spliced from 4 exons. Lineage: Eukaryota; Fungi; Ascomycota; Eurotiomycetes; Eurotiales; Thermoascaceae. The record is from RefSeq and is a predicted model, not a curated record. The coding region runs from base 77 to 829 and encodes 250 amino acids.